UGUUUAUGUGUCAAAUUGGUCGACAUAAAAAUAUAUCAGCAAAACAACAAAUUGCACGAAGAUGUUACAAAACUUAGUUUACGGUUUAUUGCUGUAACCAUUCCGUAGUUUUUAGCAUUAAUUAUUGUGGGGAAAGUACUUGCAUAAGUGUUAAUUCAAGACAACGCGGUAGAUCGGAGAUUGUAGUUCUGCACCCAUUACUUCUUGUCCGCUGUUCCGUUGCGAUUGGUGCGGCAUAACGAUGAUGUUCCGAUUGCGAGUCAAAAUUUUCUACGUCUACAUCAUUAUUUCGUUCGUAUUUAGUGUGUAUUUGUUUUAUUUGAUCUCGAAAUAUUCGUUUGAAAAGUUUAUAAACUACCAUCGACAUGUGCGGAGCAACAAAUUUCCCGACCGUCCACGGAUACCGCAGAUUGUAGGGCACUAUGUAGGCGUUGGGACGGUGGGGAACCUGUCGAAAGAUUUCAUGAACACGAACAACUUCGAUCCGAUACCGGGCGUUGGUGAACGUGGCGAUCCGGUUGUGAUACAGGCGAAGGAUCUGCUAAAGAUGCAACAGUUGUUUCAGAUCAAUCGUUACAAUCUGCUCGCUAGCGACCGGAUCGCACUGAACCGUAGCCUUCAGGAUGUGCGAAAACCGAAAUGUGUUUCGAAGCAGUAUCCCGCCAAACUGCCAACCACUUCGAUUAUAAUCGUAUUUCACAAUGAAGCAUGGUCCGUUCUGCUGCGCACCGUCUGGAGUGUGAUCAAUCGCUCACCGAAAGGGCUAGUGCGGGAGAUACUGCUUGUGGAUGAUGCUAGUGAUCGACGGUUUCUAAAGCACGAGCUCGAUAACUACGUCCAGAAACUUCCGAUCUCGGUUACCAUACUGCGUUUGAACCAACGCGAAGGUCUCGUUGCGGCAAGACUGCUAGGUGCAAGGAUGGCAACGGGCGACACACUUACCUUCCUCGACGCUCAUUGUGAAUGUUCACCUGGUUGGCUAGAACCACUGUUGGCCCGUGUACAAGAAAACCCCAAAAAGGUGGUCUGCCCGGUGAUCGAUAUCAUCUCGGAUGAUAAUUUUUCGUACAUUAAAAGUUUCGAGUUUCAUUGGGGUGCGUUUAACUGGCCGCUGCACUUCCGGUGGUAUGCGUUGAGCGAUGAGGAGCUGGCAGAACGUAGAAAGGACACCACGACGCCAUUCCGUACGCCAGCAAUGGCGGGCGGAUUGUUUACGAUCGACCGAAAGUACUUUUUCGACAUUGGUGCGUACGAUGAGCGGCUGAAGAUUUGGGGUGGCGACAAUUUGGAGAUGUCCUUCCGUGUGUGGCAGUGUGGUGGUGAGGUGGAAAUUGCCCCUUGCUCGCACGUUGGCCAUCUGUUUCGCAAAAGUUCGCCGUACACCUUUCCUGGUGGUGUUAGUGGUAUUCUCAAUGAAAAUCUGGCCCGGGUCGCUCUAGUAUGGAUGGAUGAUUGGGCAAAGUUUUUCUUUAAGUUUAACAAGGGUACCGAGGAGUUCAAAAGCUUGAACGUGUCAAAUCGGCUUGCACUUAAGCGCACCCUAAACUGCAAAUCAUUCGAUUGGUACCUGAGGCGAGUUUGGCCACAAAAUUUCUUCCCCGCACCGAACAAAUUUUUCGGUCGCAUUCAACCGAUCGACCUCACGUCAACGUUCGACUACCAGGAGUACCUCACGCUGAUGAAGAAGAUUAAUCUCAUAAUUAAGAACUUGAACCCCGAGCUGAAGUGGAAAUUUCUCAUCAAAUACCUCACGGAGAAUGUGAAACGGAUCGGUGACUCGAUGAAGGCGGCCAAACACAGCCCCUACUGUCUGCACAAGCCGAAAACGAACACGGCCGUUAAUCAACCGUACGGGCAAGCGUACCUGCAAAAGUGUUCGCUGCUGAUCAACGUGCUCGACGAACAGUUCGUUAUUGAUGAUUACGGGCGCGUCAUGACGGAUGAAGGAAUCUGUCUGGAUUCCUUCCGCAAGACCAGCAUCGAUGGGGAGGAACUGGUGGAGGGUGCGCGGAAAAUAAAGAUGGUUACCUGUGGCAGCCAGAAACCGAAUCAGCGCUGGGUGUAUGAAACGGAUACAUACCAUCUGAAAAACAUUGGCGAAGAUGCGGAAUGUCUCGAACGGAGUGCAACGCUGAUAAGGGAGGAUGGGGAGGAUAAGUAUGAACUGUUUCUGGGACCGUGUGAUGUGCGGAAUGAGCUGCAGAAAUGGAUGCUCUUUCCGGUUGCAUGGAAGUGAGCAAGUCCUGAAAUACUAGUCCGAGUUAGUAACACCUCGCUCAGGAUACACACGAACCGCACAUUCUCUCUCGCUCACUUCUUCCUUAACGUCCGUGUGUAGUUUAGUACGAGGUAAAAACAAAGGAUUUCAACCAAUAUCAAUUCAUUUCUUGCAAACCAAUCCUUUCUCCACUAGUUAACAAGAGCAAUUUAAACGUUAGUGUAUUAAUAUUAAGUAAAAACUAACGCUCCCAGUUCAGUGCCGAAGGAAGAAGGAGAAAAGGCGAACAAAGCUAGGGCCUGAAGGGUUCGUAGUUCAUGUUACAUGGCAAUCUUUGAAUACCCGUGUUUUCCCCCCCAAGCUAGUAUGUAAGGCAACGUACGGUAUUUCAUACAGUAAGAUAAAAUGUGUAGCUUAAUGUUUUUUGUAACUUUACCCAGGGAAGAAAAUGAUAACGGGCAUACGUACUAGGUGUUAUAUCUAUCGGUGUGUGUCUGUGUGCGUUUGUUUUCUACAGUAUUUAGUAUAACGUUCUUUAUUUCUAUCGCUCACCUGAAAAGACUUAUUAGCUGUGUUAGGAUUGUUUUUCCUCUUACCUUGGUUUUUCCCUUCCCCCUCUCAUCUUGUUAGGAUUAUAUAAUUUGAAACUGUGAUAUUGUGAGUAGAGCCAGCAAAAGAGGAAAUACACAAAACCCGGUCACAAAUGACAAAACUUAACGCUCAAAUAUAAAUGCAUAAUUUCUAAUACAAACCUUUCACAAAUGCAAACCCGAAACC
This is a messenger RNA of Anopheles funestus (African malaria mosquito), 2995 nucleotides long. It is a transcript of the gene Pgant3, whose product is annotated as polypeptide N-acetylgalactosaminyltransferase 3. The transcript has 4 exons. Bases 242 to 2236 code for a protein of 664 amino acids. Gene Ontology annotation, cellular component: Golgi apparatus. Lineage: Eukaryota; Metazoa; Arthropoda; Insecta; Diptera; Culicidae. The record is from RefSeq and is a predicted model, not a curated record.